GUUCGUAUAAAUAGGAGAGUGCAAUGUAAGCACCAGAUUAGGGUUUUUGAAUUUCUCAAUCGGAGUUUCGCCGGCUCAGUGUCCAGUGCAAUGUCGCUUGUUGCCAACGAGGAUUUCCAGCACAUUCUGCGUGUGCAGAACACAAAUGUCGAUGGCAAGCAGAAGAUCAUGUUCGCCAUGACCUCGAUCAAGGGUAUUGGGCGACGUUUCGCCAACAUUGUCUGUAAAAAAGCUGAUAUCGACAUGAACAAGAGAGCUGGUGAGCUUUCUGCUGCUGAGAUAGAUAGCUUGAUGGUGAUCGUGGCCAAUCCCCGCCAAUUCAAGAUCCCAGACUGGUUUCUGAAUAGGAAGAAGGAUUACAAGGAUGGGAAGUUCUCUCAAGUGACUUCCAAUGCCUUGGACAUGAAGCUCAGGGAUGACCUUGAACGUUUGAAGAAGAUCAGGAACCACCGUGGUCUGCGUCACUACUGGGGCCUUCGCGUGCGUGGGCAGCACACUAAGACUACUGGUCGCAGAGGAAAGACAGUUGGUGUCUCAAAGAAGCGAUGAGAAUCUUCAGUUUCUGUCAUUAUUAUGUAUUUCUUGGCUUAUCACAUAUAUAUUAUCUGAGAUUGGUAUUGUUGAGGAUUUGAGUUUUUGAUGCUGCUUUAGUUUUGUCACGUAGGACGACAAGCCAAUAGAAUUUAUAAUUUGAUUCA
Molecule: messenger RNA, 698 nt
Organism: Salvia hispanica
Lineage: Eukaryota; Viridiplantae; Streptophyta; Magnoliopsida; Lamiales; Lamiaceae
Product: small ribosomal subunit protein uS13z/uS13y/uS13x
Biological process (GO): translation
Cellular component (GO): small ribosomal subunit; ribosome; cytosol
Molecular function (GO): structural constituent of ribosome; RNA binding
Source: RefSeq, a predicted model, not a curated record